Molecule: messenger RNA, 787 nt
Organism: Populus nigra (black poplar)
Lineage: Eukaryota; Viridiplantae; Streptophyta; Magnoliopsida; Malpighiales; Salicaceae
Product: agamous-like MADS-box protein MADS3
Exons: 8
Coding region: 1-702 (233 amino acids)
Biological process (GO): positive regulation of transcription by RNA polymerase II
Cellular component (GO): nucleus
Molecular function (GO): protein dimerization activity; DNA-binding transcription factor activity, RNA polymerase II-specific; RNA polymerase II cis-regulatory region sequence-specific DNA binding
Source: RefSeq, a predicted model, not a curated record
AUGGGGAGAGGAAAGGUGGUUUUGGAGAGGAUAGAGAACAAGAUCAGUCGUCAGGUAACUUUCUCCAAGAGAAGAAAUGGUUUGCUCAAAAAAGCUUAUGAACUCUCGCUUCUUUGCGAUGCUGAGGUUGCUCUUAUCAUCUUUUCUAGCCAUGGCAAGCUUUUCGAGUUUAGUAGCAUUGAUAUGAACAAUAUCCUUCAGCGGUAUCGACAAUGUUGCUACAACACACAAGACGCCAACAUUCCUGAGGAAGGGUCACAUAACUUAUACCAAGAGGUCUCCAGGUUAAGGGCAAAAUGUGAGACUCUUCAACGCUCUCAAAGGAAUUUUCUUGGAGAAGAUCUUGAACCACUUGCAUUUAAAGAGUUGGAGAAGAUUGAGAAACAGCUUGACAAAACUCUUUCACAAGCUAGGCAAAGGAAGACACAACUGAUGUUUGAUAGAAUGGAAGAGUUACGCCAAAAGGAACAAGAGCUUGAAGAGGAAAACAAACAGCUCAAGACCAAGCUAGAGGAAGUUGUUCCGCGUCUCCCAGCUAUUCAAGGUGUAGGAGACCCUAGCAAGGCAGAUGGAUAUAAGCAUUCUGAACCUCUACCCACUUUACAGAUGGGGCACCAUCAAUUUGUUUACCAAGAACAAGCCUUUGAUGCCAGGACUAACAUUCCAGGAAAGAGCAACCCUACUCCAAGAUGGCUCUCGUGAAGUAUUAUAAGUCCUUCGAGUGUGUGUAUGAUGAGUUAUUAAUGGGUUCCAAGAUGUCUUCCAAAAUUGUUGAUGUUUGAUGAAC